CAGAUUCUUUCCUAUUGCGCUCUUUAUCUACAAUGUUCUCUCUCUGCCGCUCGGAGGGAAUAGAAAGCAAAACAGAUGUUUGAAGCAUAGUUUCGUUUCUCCCCCAACUGUCUCUAUCUUUCUCUUUCCUUUCUUUCUUGCUCUCCCGUUCUCUCUGUUGUGGACUAGCCAGAGGGGCAGUAGGACUAAGUGCCUCCUGUGCACUUGUGUAUCAGUAGCUGAUGUCAACCUCACUGACAAUAACAAGAACUGAAACACUAGUUAACAUCUCAUAGACAAACCCUUGUUCUCCUAUCAUCUUGUUUCAUCAUGAAUACUUUGAAUACAGGAGCUAGGAUAUCAGGCUGCUGGACUGUAACAGGCUGCAGCGGGGGCGGAGAGGGCUCCCUGGACAGACUCCUCACCUCCGUCAGCUCUGGGCUGUCACCACGGAAACGGACUACCAGCCAGUGCAAGUCAGAACCGCCCCUGCUGCGGACGUCCAAGCGGACCAUCUACACAGCCGGCCGCCCACCCUGGUAUAACGAACAUGGAACCCAGUCCAAAGAGGCCUUCGUCAUCGGUCUGUGUGGGGGGAGUGCCUCAGGGAAGACCACUGUAGCCAGGAAGAUCAUAGAGGCUCUGGAUGUCCCCUGGGUGGUCCUGCUCUCCAUGGACUCCUUCUACAAGGUUCUGACUCCUGAGCAGCAGGUCACGGCAGCCAGUAAUGACUACAACUUUGACCACCCGGAUGCCUUUGACUUUGGCCUGCUGGCACACAUACUGAGGAAACUGAAACUGGGAAAGAGUGUCAAGAUCCCUGUGUAUGACUUCACCACACACGGACGCCAGAAGGACUGGAGGAAACUGCGCUGGGAUAUGGCGGCCCUAGCCUCUGCCCACCAGGCCCAGCCCCUCCCCCAGACCCUGAGUGUUCUGGAGAGUACGCCCCAGGUCAGGGGAAUGCACACCAUAAUAAGAACAAAGAGACAAGCAAGGGAUGAGUUCAUCUUCUACUCGAAGAGACUGAUGCGUCUGCUGAUUGAACGAGCGCUUCCUUUCUUCCCUCAGACCCAUAUAGUUCAAACACCGCAGGGAGAGGACUAUGAAGGCAGGGCUUUCCACGGGAAGAGGAUCACUGGAGUGUCCAUCCUGCGAGCGGGAGAGACCAUGGAGCCAGCUCUCCGGGCAGUGUGUAAAGAUGUCCGCAUCGGGAAGAUCCUCAUCCAGACCAACCAGGACACAGGAGAACCAGAGCUGCAUUACCUGCGUCUGCCUAAGGACAUCGGUGAGGACCAUGUGAUUCUGAUGGACUGCACCGUGUCUACUGGGGCUGCUGCCAUGAUGGCCAUACGAGUCCUACUGGACCAUGAUGUCCAGGAGGAUAAGAUCCUGUUGGUGUCUCUGCUGAUGGCUGAGAUGGGGGUUCACUCUGUGGCCUACGCCUUCCCUCAGGUCCAAAUCAUCACCACUGCCGUCGACAAGAAGGUCAACGACCUCUUCCACAUCAUACCCGGCAUAGGAAAUUUCGGUGACCGGUACUUUGGCACGGAUGCACCCCCAGAAUGGAGCGAUGAGGAGAUGGAUGAGCCCAGUUACUGAUGGGACAAUGGGCAGACCUAUUUGAAUGAUUCAGGGGUGCGCCGUUUGGAGGAUGAUUGAGGAAUGUGCUCUUCACCCCACUGGGCAGCUACGUACACCCCCUUAUUCUGGGGACCAAAGAAGACCCCUGGAGUACUAGAGCACCUUGAAUUUCACUCAGAUACAGAAAAUGAGUCAAAGAUUAACAAAGGACAAUUAAUAUAUACAUUAUAUACAUGCAGUUUUUGUAUAUUUCUAUUUGAGUUUUAUGCCAAUGCAGCUGUAAUAGAAAAUGUAGUAAUUUUUGUAAUGUGAAUGUUUGUUUGUAAAAUGUUCUAUUUUUGGUUGUUUGAAUUGUGUGUUUUGAGGGUCCAAACCUUCAUAUUUUUAACUGUGGAUUACAACAUUCAAUAAGAGCUAAUUGCAAAACACACUUUUUUUCUUUCUUUCUCAGAGCUUAAUUAACCUUUCAGAAUGCAAUCCAAAAAAUACACAGCCAUAUUGUUCAUUCUCUCUGCUCAUAGAAAGUGCUUUCUUUCAAGGAACACUUUACCGGAAAAUUGUGUAGGCGUAACUUUUUAACUCUCUGGUUUCCCCUCUUCUCUGCUUUGUAGCUACUGACCAAACCACAGUCUUGCAAAAUGUUAACACUUAGUCCUCUUUUCACUGCAAGGCCUAAAUAUACUCCCACAUCCUGAUCUACCUGCUAGUCUACCUGUGAGUGGCUCCUCCACCCAUGCCCCGCAGUUCGGUUAGCCUUGACCGUUUUCAUUGCCCUUAAACAUCAGCACUUUAUUCAUGAAGGGUCCUCUGUCUGGGAAUGAUUCUGGGCCUAUGCUGCCUAUCAUAAUGAGGCCUUACAAUGUUGUUGUCAUGCUUAAUGUUUCCUAGUGAUAUCGGCGUAGGCUACAACACYUAGACCUACAUUUAAUUUGUGCUUUGUCUGCAACAUAGAGACGAGAGAGACGGAGAAAAUAURCAGGAAGGAUAUGGUGGUUGUCCUCUUCUCAUGGAAACUAACCUUGAUAUCUUCCAUCACUUUCAUCACUACCCCACCGCUGACACCAAGAAGGCGGUGGGGUAAAUAUAGGAUGACACUGACUUAACCGGUAGGCUAAUGGGCUAUAAAACAAAAAAGUUUUACAAUUCAGAAUAGGCCUACAGUUCUAAUGAACGCUGCCGUGGUGCACUGGAAUGAUGGAUCAUGGUUGUGAGGACAGUCACCAAGACACCUGUCUGCUGCAGAGGUAAAACUCCCACACCAGGGUUGCAAGGUAGGGCUGUCUGACAAAUGGCGCAACAUUGUGUAGGUUAAUAUUAUUUCUAGAACAGAUUUAAGAGCUUUAUGAAAUUCGCUUUUAUUUCUGAUCAGGUUAUUACAUUUGGGAAUUUUAAAGGUAGCAUAGGCUUAUAAUUAGCCUACAUCAUUCCGUUUUUGGAGGGUUUGAAAUAGAAUGGGUUUUGAAUUUUAGUCUACAUUGAAAUUGAUUUAUGGAAAUUAAAUUGAAUUUAAGCUUGAUCUGAGCUUUUAAAACKUUGUCACAUAAUGGUUUCAUGAUUCUGCAGACCACAAUAAAAUAAACCAUAUACAUACAAGUACUAUA
Messenger RNA from Salvelinus sp. IW2-2015, 3164 nucleotides. The record is from RefSeq and is a predicted model, not a curated record. Lineage: Eukaryota; Metazoa; Chordata; Actinopteri; Salmoniformes; Salmonidae.